AUGCAAACCGUAAUGAGUAAUGAAGGAUCUACAUUUAUGAAUGGUGUAGAGGAUGAAAUUCAAUAUAUUUGGAGAAGGAAUUGUCCAUAUCUAUAUGAUACAAUGUUAUCCUAUACAUUGGAGUGGCCAACAUUGACAAUUGACUGGCUUCCAAACUCUUAUAAAUCAGUUGAUGGAAGUUAUUCUGUACACAAAAUCAUUUAUGGAACUCAUACAAGUGAUCAAGAACCCAAUUAUCUAAUAAUUGCUGAAGUACAUAUAAGCGACUUGGAGGAAAAUGAAGAUUUAAUGAAUGUUGAAAGCUUUGCUGAAUACUCAUAUAAUCCGGAUAACACAAAUAUGAACACAGUUCAAUUUGAGGUGAAAGCAAAAUUAAACCAUCCAGAAGAAGUUAAUAAAGCAUUACAUAUGCCAGAACAUCCAUUUGUUAUUGCAAGUAGAGUAGUUAAUGGUGAUAUUCUAGUUUUUGAUUAUUCAAAACAUGAGUCAUUUCCAACUGAUGACCUUGUCCACCCCCAACUUCUUCUAAAGGGUCAUUCAAAGGAAGGUUAUGCAAUGGAUUGGGGAAAUGGCGUUUCAAAUAACUACUUAAUUUCAGGUGGGAGCGAUAAUAUUAUCAAUCUUUGGGAUUUUAAUAACAAUACCUAUGGAAUUUUAAAUUCUAGUGCAAGAAAUCAUUUUAACUAUCCAAAUAAAAUCAAUGUAGAUUCACAAGAAUCAUAUGAACUUUCCCCACCAAUUUUGAAGCCAAUAAAAAGUAUUUCGUGGCACAAUUCUGUUGUCAAUGAUUUAAAAUGGCAUCCUUCUGACCCCUCAAUAUUUGGGUCUGUAUCAGAUGACGGAACUUUUUCUAUUUGGGAUUUGAGAAGUUUAUCUGAAAAUUCUCCAAAUUUGUUUAGAAAGACAGAAUCUGGAAUCAACACUCUUUCUUUCAACCAAUUUGUUCCCACCAUGGUUUCCACUGGUAAUUUGGAUGGAAUUGUUCAAAUCUGGGAUAUCAGGAAUACUAAAGAAGAGCUUUUUUCUCUCAACUUUCAUUCUGAAAAGCCUAUUAUAUGUAUGGAGUGGUCUAAAUGGUCUCCAAAUAUCCUAAUCACAGGGGGAGUUGACAACAAAGUAAUUGUAUGGGAUUUAUAUAAAAAUCACUCUUAUAAAGAAAAUGACACAUCUUAUUCAUGUAAUAAUGAUGAAAAUAUCAAUAAUAAUAACCAAAUCAACGAAGACCAUAUCAAAGCUCAUUCUCAACAGGAUUCGUCAGACCCAAAUGCAGUUUUUAUUCACUAUGGGCAUACAGCUCCUAUUACCAGUAUUUCUUGGAAUCCAAAUGAGCAUGGAGAUCCUCUUCUAAUAGCAUCUGCUUCAGAAGAUAAUACUAUUCAGUUUUGGCAAUUUUCUGAUACUUUUCUUAAUUAA
Cryptosporidium ubiquitum is the source of this 1413-nucleotide messenger RNA. RefSeq lists its product as uncharacterized. The transcript has a single exon. Gene Ontology annotation, molecular function: histone binding. Gene Ontology annotation, cellular component: nucleus. Lineage: Eukaryota; Apicomplexa; Conoidasida; Eucoccidiorida; Cryptosporidiidae. Bases 1 to 1413 code for a protein of 470 amino acids. Gene Ontology annotation, biological process: regulation of gene expression. The record is from RefSeq and is a predicted model, not a curated record.